Messenger RNA from Arabidopsis thaliana (thale cress), 1863 nucleotides. Its product is annotated as ER membrane protein, putative (DUF962). The record is from RefSeq and is marked reviewed. NCBI's taxonomy places the organism in Eukaryota, Viridiplantae, Streptophyta, Magnoliopsida, Brassicales, Brassicaceae. The coding region runs from base 86 to 712 and encodes 208 amino acids. The transcript has 4 exons.
GUAAACGCCAAUAAUCCCAAAAGUCUCUUCCUUUCGUCUUUCCAAGAAAGUCUCCCACUAAAGUGUUUAGAGAAAACUUUAAACCAUGAGCAAUCGCAUCGGAUUGCUCGAUCUAGAGAAGCAUUUUGCUUUCUAUGGAGCUUAUCACAGCAAUCCCAUUAACAUUAUAAUCCACACUCUCUUCGUAUGGCCAAACGUCUUCGCUACUCUCCUUUUCCUCUACUCUACGCCACCGAUUUUAGAUCACUCUCAAUUAGGGUUCCUCAAGUCGCUGACAUUUGAUGGUGUUUUGCGUUUGGACAUUGGUUUUACCCUCACUGUGACUUAUGCUGUCUUUUACAUCUGUUUGGAUAAGAAAUCUGGUGUUUUAGCAGCUCUGUUAUGUUUCUCUUGUUGGAUUGGCUCUAGCUUCCUCGCAGCUCGAUUAGGACAUUCCUUGACUUUAAAGGUUGGAGUAGCUUCUCAGCUCUUAUGUUGGACUGGUCAGUUCCUCGGACAUGGCUUGUUUGAGAAACGAGCUCCUGCACUUUUAGACAAUCUACUCCAAGCUUUUCUUAUGGGUCCUUUCUUUGUGUUGCUCGAGGUGUUGCAGUCUGUUUUCGGGUACGAGCCAUACCCUGGAUUUAAAGCACGCGUCGAUUCCAAGAUAGAGAGUGGAAUCAAGGAAUGGAGAGAAAAGAAGAAACAGCAGCAGAUGAAGAAGGUCACUUAAGCUCCAAUGUGGUCAGUCAUUGUGAUUCGAAAUUUGUUCCCUUCAUUAUAUACUCUGAAUUAAGCACAAAGCAAUGAAGCAUAAGCUCUAUGACUAGUUGACCAAAAAAAAAAAAAAAAACUCUAUGACUAGUUAGUUUUGUUAUUGAAGCCCAGGCCCAGCCCAUUAACUUAUGCAAGUCACUGCAUAGAUAAGGAAUUUUCCAAAUUUUCAUCAUGAUAGAAAGAUAUGUAGAAAUAAACAAGAAUCGAGAUUUGUCAGAAUGGUACGAAAAAAAACGUUUUGAUUUGAUUUUUGUAUGACUCACUGAACUCUUUUGAACUGAACCACAAAAAAACAAAAGCUAAAGUUAAAGCAAACACGAAAAGUUUUAUUUUCUGAAUAAUAGAGAAAACGUUUUAGAACUUUUUUUUGUCUGAAAUGCGCAAUAUAUCAAUCAAAGGAACAAAAUUAGGAAACCAUUUUUUGAAAAAGAUGUGAAUCAUUUAUCGUCGUGUAAUCCAUUUUGACCCCACGAAAGCAAGAAUCCUUCUAUGGCUCUAUAGGAAAAAUGAUUAAGAUUCAUUUGUUAUGAGCAAAUAAUUUCAUGGAAAAAUAAAUAAAAAAUUCAUUGGUAUUUGUCAUGUCUAUGUAUAAUAGAGAGCUACAAUGGUGAAAAGAUUGAACUGUGCUUUCUUUCUUCUUCACAUUAUAUGUCACAUCCACAUGAGUUAUUCCGCUAUACUUUUUUUUCCCACUUUUCUGGGAUCAUUACGAAUUACAUUAUUGUAUUUUCGAAAUUUGGUUUCUUUUUACAACUGUGUUCUACUUUGUCUAAAUAGAAAUUUGUUUUACAACCUUUUACUACUGUGUUCUAUUGUACUCUAUCUACCAUUAAGUCGUGAUUUGCUGGUAAAAAAUAAAAAUUUAUUUUCUCAUUGGAUGCGGAAACUAGUGUGGUCGGUGACGUAAAAAAAUAUAUUUAUUUUUUUAACUCGAACCUAAGUCAUUUUUCUUUUCUUUUCUUAAUCUUUUUUUUUUUCUGUGUAAGAAUAUGAUUGUACGAAAAUUUGUAAAUUUAAUAAUGAAAAGUCCAAAAUAAGUAUGGACCAGCGACGCGGAAUGCAGCCACACGAUGAUAAAUUUUGCACAUGCCUUCUGAAGAUUUCCGA